This is a messenger RNA of Lodderomyces orthopsilosis Co 90-125, 1614 nucleotides long. RefSeq names its product Ssz1p (gene SSZ1). NCBI's taxonomy places the organism in Eukaryota, Fungi, Ascomycota, Pichiomycetes, Serinales, Debaryomycetaceae. The coding region runs from base 1 to 1614 and encodes 537 amino acids. Gene Ontology annotation, molecular function: ATP-dependent protein folding chaperone; ATP binding. The record is from RefSeq and is a predicted model, not a curated record. Gene Ontology annotation, biological process: protein folding. The transcript has a single exon. Gene Ontology annotation, cellular component: cytosol; nucleus.
AUGUCGGUGAUUGGAAUUACUUUUGGAAAUACUACUUCCUCAAUUGCGGUAGCUGCUGAUGGAAAAGUUGACGUUAUUGCAAACCCAGAUGGUGAUCGUGCAAUCCCAUCGGCAUUAUCUUAUGUUGGAUCUGAUGAAUACCACGGUUCUCAAGCUUUAUCAAGAUUGAUUAGAAACCCAGAAAAUACCAUCGUCAACUUUAGGGAUUUUGUUGGUAAAAAGUUUUCUGAUAUCAAUGAUGAGUUUUCAUAUGGUGCUAAACCAAAGGACGUUAAUGGGGAAGUUGGAUACGAAAUUACUAUAGACGGAAGACCUCAAACAUUAACCAUCAAUGAAGUAACAAAAAGACACUUCAAGCAAUUGAAAUCUGCCGCCGAAGAUUUUAUUGGAAAAGAAGUCGAAAGCGUUGUCUUGACCGUCCCCACUGAUUUCAGUGAACAUCAGAGAGAAGAGCUUACCAAGAUUGUUGAAAGCUCGGGCCUCAAAGUCUUGCAAUUGAUCAAUGAGCCAUCUGCUGCAUUGUUGGAUCAUUUAUCACCUGAGGACAAAUUGAGCGAGGAUAAACUUUACGUUGUUGCCGAUUUUGGUGGUACUAGAUCUGAUGGAGCAGUUAUCUCUGUGAGAGGCGGUGUUUUAACUAUUCUUGCAACUGCCCACGAGCACGGUCUAGGUGGAGAUAAAUUAGACACCGCUUUGUCAGAGUUUUUUGCUAAAGAGUUUGAGAAAAAGACUAAAGUUAACCCAAGAAAUAAUGCAAGAUCAAUUGCUAAAUUGAAAGCAGAGUCAAUUGUUGUUAAAAAGACUUUAUCAAAUGUGCAAACUUCUACCUGUUCGAUAGAAUCAUUAGCUGAUGGUUUUGAUUUCCACACAAGUAUUAAUAGAUUGAGAUAUGAAUUGACAGCCAGAGAUGUACUUUCAAAAAUGACUGCAUUCGUCGAAAAAGUCAUCAAGAAUGCUGGAUUGGAAGCUUUAGACAUUGACGAGGUUCUUUUGGUUGGUGGAACUGCCCACACACCUAAAUUGGCUUCCAACAUUUCUUACCUUUUCCCACAAUCCACUAAAGUCAUUGCUCCAUCUUUGGAUCCAAAAGCGUUGAACCCAUCAGAGUUAGUUGCUCGUGGAGCCGCCUUACAAGCCUCAUUAAUCGAGACUUUCGAUGAGUCAGAAAUUGCCGAAUCGUUGCAACCAAUCGUUGUAAACACUCAACAUUUAUCCAAGCCAAUUGGUAUCAAAGAUUUUGAAGGAAAUUUUGUACCAAUCUUGGUUGCUGAGACUGCUUACCCAAUCAAAAAAUCGAUUGAAGUCACCAAUGGAGAUUCGGCAUCAGUCAAAGUCGAAUUGUAUGAAGGCCAAAGAACCGUUAAAGAGACUGUUAUUGAAGCAGAAAAAGAUGAAGACGAUUCGGAAGAGGAGUCAGAUGAAGAACCAGAAAUUGAAAGGGAAGUGGUUUACAAGGUGGGUGACUUAUUGGCAGAGUUUUCAUUGAAGGACUUGAAACCAAACUCAAAGUUGGAGGUCACUGUGAACAUCACCCAAAACGGUGUUUUGCACGUUUCUGGAAGAGAGUUGAAACAAGGCGCAGUUGCUGUUAAAGGAGAAGUUUCAGCUCAAUAA